Messenger RNA from Catharus ustulatus (Swainson's thrush), 4626 nucleotides. RefSeq names its product mono-ADP ribosylhydrolase 2 (gene MACROD2). The transcript is spliced from 19 exons. The record is from RefSeq and is a predicted model, not a curated record. The coding region runs from base 107 to 1465 and encodes 452 amino acids. Gene Ontology annotation, cellular component: nucleoplasm. Gene Ontology annotation, biological process: purine nucleoside metabolic process; DNA damage response; peptidyl-glutamate ADP-deribosylation. Gene Ontology annotation, molecular function: ADP-ribosylglutamate-[protein] hydrolase activity. NCBI's taxonomy places the organism in Eukaryota, Metazoa, Chordata, Aves, Passeriformes, Turdidae.
CAGCGGCGCGGGGCGUCGGUAUCGCUCGGCUCUGGCGCGGCGUCUCCUCCACCCCCUCGUGAGCCUGGGGAACCUGCAGCUCAAAGCCGCCGCCAGCCACACCACCAUGUACCCCGGCAACAAGCGGAAAAAGCUGUGGCGGGAGGAGAAAGAGCGUUUGCUGAAGAUGACCUUGGAAGAAAGACGCAAGGAGUACUUGGGGGAUUAUGUUGCAUUGAAAACUAUUCCAACUUGGAUGGAAGACUUGAAAAGUAAGAGUGAAAGUGAUGGUGAAAACGCUAAAGAAGAUCUGCAAGGGAAGAAAAGUCUGAGUGAGAAAGUUUCUCUCUACAGAGGUGACAUUACGCUGCUUGAGGUUGAUGCCAUCGUUAAUGCUGCUAAUUCCAGCCUUCUUGGAGGUGGAGGAGUGGAUGGCUGCAUACACCGAGCUGCAGGGCCCUGCUUGGUGGCUGAGUGUCGCAACCUGAGCGGCUGUGAGACUGGGCAGGCCAAAAUCACCUGUGGAUACGACCUGCCUGCAAAAUAUGUGAUCCAUACUGUUGGGCCAAUUGCAAGAGGCCACCUCACUGACACUCAUAAAGAAAAUUUAGCAAGUUGCUAUAAGUCCUCUCUGAAACUGGCAAAAGAAAACAACAUCAGAUCAAUUGCCUUUCCCUGUAUUUCAACCGGAAUUUAUGGUUUUCCAAAUGAGCCUGCUGCUGUCAUUGCCCUUAACACUAUUAAGGAAUGGUUAAGCAAGAAUCACAAUGAGGUGGAUCGUAUCAUCUUCUGCGUCUUUUUGGAGGUUGACUACAAAAUUUUCAAGAAGAAAAUGGGCGAGUUUUUCCCUCUAGGUGAUGCUAAUGAAGAAGGGGCUCAGCUGAAUCAAAAGAGAGAAGGCCAGCCUCCAUCUCCCACAAAGAGCAAAGAAGAGCAGCCUGAGGACCUGCAGGAUGAUGCUAAAGGUGGUGAUGGCACAGUGGAUAAGCCAAACACCGAAGAAAGUAAGACCCAAAGCCAAGAAGCAGGUGAAACAAAACCUUCAGCUGUAGCCAGCCUAUCAUCAGAAGACAUUGAGCUGAGUGAGAAUAAAGAUUCCCUGAAAGACUCCAAAGGCACGGAGAAGGGUGAUUCAGUGCAUCCUGUGGUGUGCGAACAAGAUCAAGCCAAAGGACAACAGGAUGUUUCUGCUAAUGAGGAGAUAAAAACUGGGGCAGAUUCCCAAGGCUCCUGCAUGGAAAUAGAAGAUCCACUGUUGAACCAAGAAGACACAGCAGAAGUUGAGAUACCUUUGAUUCUUGGUGCAGAGGAAAAUGAAAAAGGAAAAGAAGAAGAAGGAGGGAUACAAAAACAAAAGGAAACUUCUGUGGAGCCUAUGAAAAUUGACCUUGCAAGUCAACCAGCAGAUGUUUCAAAUAAAGAUGCUGAAAUGAAUAGUCAAGUUGAAAGUAUAAACGAUCCAAUGGAAACAGAGCAGAAAGCUUAAGUAACUGGAAGGUCGCAGGAGAGGAGAGACCCAAGGAAACCCUACGGGCAGGCGCUGACAUCCUACAGCAUCAUUCUUGGCCGAAAAGAGCACACAGAGAUGAUCAGCGGGUUGGGAGGGGGGUAGCUUUUGGGGGAAUGAGUCUUUGCUUUUCAUUUCUCUUUGUUCUUCAUACCAUUUUGUUCUGUAAGCCUGUUGGAAACAAUCAUAACUUCCCAGCUCUAACAAUGUUUUGCAAUUAACCCUGCAUUUACAACAGUUUCUUCUGUCUCUUUCUUGUUGUGAGUCCCUCUCUUAUACUGGGUCUUUUUUCCUCCUGCAUCAUACCAUCAGUAGCCUGUUUCCAGGCCCACCCCUUUUCUAGCAUCUUUAUCUUCUUUCCAUGAUCAGCCUAUCCUCUGCCAUGUCUUUGCAUAUGAGUAACACAUGUGGCCUCAAACAAUCAGCAUCCCAAAUCCAUCCUGCUUUUUCCAGUUAGUUCUGCACAUCUCAAAAACAGUGCUGUAAGUAUGAUCUUUGGGUACAGGUAGGCUACAGACAUUUCCUUGAUGCUGGAAAGACUGUGCAUUAGAGGUAUCUUUAAAUAUAGCUCCAAGCUUUAACAGUAGCUUUUGUGAGCCCUCAUUACAUUUUCCGCUGCAUAUGCAUGAAUUUUUAUUUUUUUUAAAAAAAGCAAUUAACAGUUAUUUGGAUAAGAGUGUCUCUCCAUAUGUCAAUUGUUCUGCCAGCAAAUGCUGCACUGAAAUUUGUAGAAAAGGAACAAAAGUUUUUAAUGUACAUUUCCCGACUGUACUGCAACCAAAACUGACAGAAAAUACACUGGAUGGAAGAGCACAUGACGUGUGUCCCUAGUGGGAUGGGCUACAAACUGCAUUUUAAAAUGCUGCGAAGAAUAAUUUGGUCAUUUUAAGCAAAGUAAGUGAUUCUAAUUUGAUAAUUUUAAGAAAAAUAAUUGGUUCUAUUAUCUUUUUUUCACCCAAAAUAUUCCUGAAUCACAGAACAGGUAUUUAAGGUAUUUAAUAUCUGGCCAGGGAAAAAAAAAAAAAAAAGAGUAAAGAAAAAGGUAAGAUAUAUCUCUAUCCCCCUGUGAUCUGGGUUCAUCCCAGCUGGGGCAGUUUCCAUGAUAAAUCCUGGAGUGUCAGCAAGUCAAGGGUGACGCAAGUGUACCUACCAUGGGCUAUGACAGUCAGUGGUUGUUAAUUCAAAAGGGUGUCAAGGAGAAACAAGGACUAGAAAGGAAAACAGGAAAAGCACGAGAUUACACACAGAGAGUGCAGCCCAUAGGACUACAUUCUCCUCAAAGACAUGUUUGCUUGAGGUGGAAUCAGAGGGUGCUGCCUCACACAGAUGGUGUAUUCAUCUGGGUGUGACUAGAGCCAGAGAGGCUCUCAAGGAGCCUCUUCAUCUCCUGGAGUGGAUGGACAACUCCAGACUGGAUCAAUUGUAGGAGUAAGUGAGCUAAUGUUAGUCUAUUAAUUGGUUUGAAAAUUUUGCUAAGAUUACCUGUAUUUGGUAACUACAGUUCCUCUGGCUCUUGUUCUCUCCAAAUACUCUUGAAGGGACUCCUUGUUCCCUUUGAGGUGCCUCUGAUGCCUUCCUUUCCCAACCUUGGGGUCAUGCUUGACAGAACAUGUCUUUUGGGAUGUAGACUUUUCUGCAUGGUCCUUUAUGUUUCUGUGUAUUUUCCAUACUGUGUUAUGAUUGAAACAGGCUGUCAUAAUAAGUAGGUCAACAGUGGAUAAAUGCAUCAGGAGGAUAAUAUAACUGUGAUAACUUCAACAGACUAUCCAGUCCCCUGAAUGUAGUUCUGUACCUGUUUUGACAACUUUAACGUUAGCCAUGAUCUAGAUGUCCCUCUUUUUUCACCAACUUUGGUUUUAGCAAGGGAGCCAAAGGGACACCCCAUAGGAAGCUGGAUGCUGAGGUGUGGUCAUUCAGGAGGAGAUAAAGAGUCCUUAAAUGUCUUGUGUAGACUGACUGGCAGUUAAAGAAAAAAAUAAGCUGCAAAGAUUCAUCGUAGUAGACAUUCUCUAGCCCCUGACAAUAAUUUCAUUUUGCUUUUUAUUUAACCUUGGUAGACCAUAGUAAGUCUUUGAAACAACCAUUUGCCCAAUGAUGUGUCAGCAAAGCAUGAAGUCCAGAAAAUGUAAAGCAAUGAAACCUAUGAGUAGAUUAAGUCCUUACUGUGCUGUUUGCAGAUUUGUUUAUAUCUGUCUUCCUUUGGGUGGGUUUUGAUUUGAAUUGUUGGCAUUUUUCACUACUCAUAAAGUGAGCAUGCGUUCUCAGCUGUGUUCAUAAUAGUCAAUGCAGUCAGUCUCUGAUGUUCUUCUGGAGAUAUAGAAAGGUAAGGAGCUGGUUUUGUAGAAGAACAAGUGUUAGAUGGAGAAUCACCACACUGGUAUUUCUGUCACAGAUUUUGAUUUGAAUUCAAAAUGUAUUCAGAGUAGGUGGUGUAAAGGAAAUAGCAGCCUUUGGGUGCUGAUGUUAGCACUCAACAGGAGGCUGUGCUUGAUUGUUGUUUCUCCUGUGUCUGAAAGUGCUCACCCCUAUCUUUAGGCACAAUAUUCCUCAGGCUGGUGACUGCUCCCAUGAUGACAUCCAAAGGUGAUACUUAGACAUAGUCUGUAAUAAAUGGGUCACUGCAGCUAAUUGUCACUCUUUCUAUAAAGCACUGAGAAAGCCUCUCUUUGAAUUAACACUGUUCUGCUUUAGGACUUGAAUGAAACUAUAUUAAAAAAAAAAAGAGUUUUCUCUAUAUGCAGUGCAUGCCAGCUUUGCUUUUAAAAUUACAAAGUUUAACAGAGUAUGUGGAUCUAUUUUCUUGGGGAAGAGGGAUUUUUAUCAUAUUGUUCAUCCAGGAUUUGCCUUACCCUGACAUUUGUGAUAUAAGUUUUAAAAAUGUGUAAAAAUUGAAAAAGGUAAUUUUCUUGAUCAAAAAAAAAUGUUUUUACUUCAAUGCAAAGAAACGUAGAAUGUUGCUUGCAAAAUGUCUUUUAAUAGAUGGUCUAGUAGUUAUGUGGGUUAACAUAUGCCUUUUUUGUUACUUUGUCAUUUACAUGCUGAACCCGAGUCUUGUUAUUUUCCUUGUAACUGAAAUAACCAAUGCCUUCAUAACUACCUUGUUAAAGCAAAUAGUUAAUAAAGCUUGUCCUGAAGACAAA